This is a messenger RNA of Strongylocentrotus purpuratus (purple sea urchin), 1010 nucleotides long. RefSeq names its product ras-related protein Rab-21-like. Lineage: Eukaryota; Metazoa; Echinodermata; Echinoidea; Camarodonta; Strongylocentrotidae. Gene Ontology annotation, biological process: Rab protein signal transduction. Bases 185 to 808 code for a protein of 207 amino acids. The record is from RefSeq and is a predicted model, not a curated record. Gene Ontology annotation, molecular function: GTPase activity; GTP binding. The transcript has 7 exons.
CAUCCACUUGAUAAAUGGAGGCGUAAAGGUAACAUGACUGUGACUGUGUGAGAGAAGAAGAGAAAGGAAGGAUCGAGUUUCUCAACGUGUAAACACUGGACUUAGCUGAAACUGAGCAAGGAAUAGCAAGACCUCACUUUUGUCAAUCUUGUCAUUGUAAAGACUCUCUUUAGAGAUAGUUAAAAUGGCAGCUAGUAGCGCCGGAGGAAAAAAUUUCAAGGUGGUUUUGCUUGGAGAAGGCUGUGUCGGAAAAACGUCGCUGGUGUUGCGAUACGUAGAAAACAAAUUCAAUGAUAAACACAUUACAACAUUGCAAGCAUCAUUUCUCAACAAAAAGCUGAAUAUAGGAGGAAAACGAGUCAACCUUGAUAUAUGGGACACGGCAGGUCAAGAGAGGUUUCAUGCAUUAGGACCUAUCUACUACAGAGACAGCAACGGGGCAAUACUAGUCUAUGACAUUACAGAUGAGGAUUCCUUCACGAAGGUGAAGAGCUGGGUGAAGGAGUUGAAGAAGAUGCUGGGGAAUGACAUCUCAUUAUGUAUAGCAGGAAACAAAAUUGACCUGGAAAAGCAGAGGAAUGUAUCAGUAGCGGACGCAGAAGCAUAUGCUGCCUCAGUGGGAGCUAAACACUUUCACACAUCAGCAAAACUCAACAAAGGGAUAGAAGAAAUGUUCCUGGAUCUUAGCAAACGAAUGUUAGAAUCAACGUUCCUUGACGACGGGGCGAGCAGUAGCCGAGCGUCCAAACACAAAAGUGUGACGAUAGUAGAAGACGCAGAGGAGCCCAAAAGUGGAGGAUGCUGCUAAUACAUGGAGCUUGGGGUGGAGACAACAGUAGAGGGAGCAAUUCAUGUUUGUGAAGUGUACUUUGGAGAUGGCAUGACACAAGGUUUUCUUCUUUUGGUGUUCAUGUGCCACAGAGGGUUGAAAGAUCAGUCGCCUUGAUGGGCUCUUGAGCUUUGUUCAGACUCAAUGCGUUAUUAAAUCUGUCUUUAAAAAAAAGAAAAAA